AUGUCGUAUGCCAUCACGAACGCCGCGAGCGCUGCACGCCUGCCUUCGCGCCGUGCAGCCUCGGGCCUGUUCCUCUUCGCCCUCUCCGCCGCCACCCUGCUGGCGCCCGCCCACGCGACGCGCACCGCCAGCCUGCACACGCCGCGCCCCUCGGCCCUGCCCACCUGUCCGCUGCACAGAGACACCACACCGAACCCAGCCGGCCUGCGGUCCCUCCACGCCACCGCGCCCCACGCCACCAGCCCGCCCCUCUUCUCCUACCACGUCGCCGCCUCGUACUCGGCCAAGCAGGACCGCUUCAAUGCACAGCAGAACCUGUUCACCAACCCGCUGCACGACCCCACAAAGCGCCACGACGACUGGGCCGAGUGCAAGGAGAGCGUCGACAAGCGCAAGCGGCUGCGCAGCGGCCAGGAUGCCCUCUUCUACACCCAGGUCGGCGACUCCCACACCACAACCUUUGGCGUCGCCGACGGCGUAGGCGGCUGGGUCGAGUCUGGCCUGGACCCCGCCGACUUCUCCCACGGCCUGUGCGAGUACAUGGCCUGUGCUGCGCGCUCCUUCCCCCACGGCUUCAACACCACCGAGCUGCACCCCAGGGAGCUGCUGCAGGUGGCCUACGACGAGGUCACCGAGGACGACAGCAUUGAAGGCGGCGGCAGCACCGCCUGCCUGGCCGUCGCCGAGCCAGACGGCAACGUCGAGGUCGCCAACCUGGGCGAUUCUGGUUUCAUGCACCUGGGCCUGAAUGCAGUACGGCACUUUACCCAGCCCCAGACCCACGCCUUCAAUACUCCCUAUCAGCUCUCCAAGACCCCCCACCGCAUGCUCGUGCAGAUGGCCGUCUUCGGUGGCCCCUCCACCCUCUCCGACAUGCCCAAGGAGUCGAGUGUCACGCACCACAAAGUCCGCCACGGAGACGUCCUGGUCUUUGCCACGGACGGCGUGUGGGACAACCUCAGCCCGCAAGACGCGCUGGGCAUAGUCAGCAAGCACAUGGUCGCCGCCGGUGCCUGGGUCGAGAGAGACGGCACCAUCGAGGUCGGACACGAUCUGGCCAAGCUGCUGCAGGCCGACUCCGGGCGCAGGGCGGACAGCAACUCCCUGCAGGCCAUGGUAGCCACGGCCAUUGCCAAAGAAGCAAAGGACACCGGCCUCAACACACGGCGCGACGGGCCCUUUGCCAAGGAGGUGCAGAAGUACUACCCGGGCGAGAACUGGCAUGGCGGCAAGCCCGACGACAUUGCCGCCGUCAUCGCCAUUGUGCUGGAGGCCUCGUCGACUGUAUCAUCAAAGCUCUGA
Messenger RNA from Ascochyta rabiei, 1302 nucleotides. RefSeq names its product Protein-serine/threonine phosphatase. The transcript has a single exon. The record is from RefSeq and is a predicted model, not a curated record. The coding region runs from base 1 to 1302 and encodes 433 amino acids. Lineage: Eukaryota; Fungi; Ascomycota; Dothideomycetes; Pleosporales; Didymellaceae.